AUGCUGGCUUUGGAGAGGGCGGGGUCGUUAUUCACUGGCUGGAUACGAUCAUGCUUUACAUUUUUACCUGGUGACGAUGGUUGUCAACCUAGACAAGCUGGGAACGGCGUUGAACGGGAGAUGAAAAUAUGCCAUACUCAACCACAUCUUGUUCCACCUAUGAAGCUGGUGGUAUACGAUAACCUCCCCAGUCCAAGUGUCCAUCAAUCUCGAAACUCACUGUCAUCAUGGUUCAACGACAGUCGGAACUUGGCGUCGCGAGCCUCUAACCGGGCAAGCAUGUCUUUAAAACGCUCUUCAACGACCCCAUUGAAGAUCAGCGCACCUUCAGACUUUCGCAGAGUGCAAUCGUUCCACGAUCACCCACAUUCAUUCAAUUCUCCGCCACCAACCUAUCAACCAUUGGAUCUCCGCAUUCAUCGAUCAGGUAAUCGAUUGUCUGAAUUACCUUCAUUCGAAACCUUCCAACUAAACGAAAGCCCUCAGCGCAAGACGCUACCGGUACCCCCUCGUGCCCUCACGACUCCGACCAACGUUCGUGAUCGAUAUUGCCAAAAAGCAUUUGUAGUCUCUCGCAAGCCAGUUGGGUCUCAGAAACGCCGAUCACUUGGUAAUAUGGAGUCCCUGCUCGUCGAAGAACCCGUUCGCGCCACUAGUACUCUGGUACCACAUUUCUCCAAGGUCAUCCACACCGAGAAACCUCUCCCAGAAGCUCAGGCAGCAUCUCCAAUCCACGGCAGGUCAAAAUCAGAAGGAAGCAAGGUUACGUCGAACACCCGAUGGCCAAACGACGCAAAUACCACCUGGGGCAGAGUACCUCGGACUCCACCUGCAUCCAACAGUGUGCACAGAGACUCGCCGGAUACAUCCCCAUCCAAGUACUCGGCAAUGUCCAAGGACAGUCCUUCGUCAGCCAGCUCGCGCACGAUGAUAUCACAACCCUCAUCGCGCCGUCCCUCAAUUCCACUUCCCAAGAACCGAGACUCAAUCGAUGCAAUCCCAUUCUCUCUUUCCAACCGCGUAACUCAAUGGAUGUGCCCUACACCCACCAACUCCUCUCCGUUCCCCAGGCAAGCCUCUAUGCCCGGCGAGAAAGGGUUUAAUUGGGAGCGAACCCGCACGCUGAGUGGCACCACAGUGGCUUCGACUAGUACUACGACUUUCACCGGCGGCCCAAGAACACGGAAUAAUGGCUCCAUCUCUAGUGCCUUCUCCAGUGCUAUUACUCCCCGCACCUCAUUCCAAGUCCUCCCGUCUGCUACAGAAAAAGAUCUUGACGCUGGUGUCUGCUACCCGACCAUCUUCGAGGACCAGCAACAGCACCAUCACCUAUCUUCGUAUCAUGACAAUGGACAUGUGCGGUACCAAGAGUCUAGUAUUGGGGUGGCGUUUUAA
Penicillium roqueforti is the source of this 1395-nucleotide messenger RNA. RefSeq lists its product as uncharacterized. The record is from RefSeq and is a predicted model, not a curated record. Lineage: Eukaryota; Fungi; Ascomycota; Eurotiomycetes; Eurotiales; Aspergillaceae. The coding region runs from base 1 to 1395 and encodes 464 amino acids. The transcript is spliced from 2 exons.